GGAUGUCUUGCGCGGCACCUGCUUGAUAAAUCAAUCAUGAUGCCCACAUGCCUUUUUCGAAGCCUGCCUUCCCACUCCAUUUUAUUUGAUGUAUGUACCUAUGUUGGUUCACAGUGAACUUUCGGGCCUGCAUUGGUAAAUUGAAGAUCAGUUGCUCUACCCAUUUGCCUCACCACUGCGUUCGAGGAUUUGAGGUUGUCACCACGGCCUGCCAUGCUGGGGGUCGUUCCGUGACCAGUUGUCAUCCACCCACUUCGAGUCUCAGCCUUCGUCUUUCAUACCAAGCCGUUCAACUCGAAACGAAGACCUCAUAAUGCGGGGUCUUUUUCUUGGGCUGAGCACAAUAGCUCUCCUCUCUUCCUCUAGCUUUGCCCUUCAUUUCACAACAGAGUCAGAAUGUGCCGCUCUAUGUUCGGAUGGCUCAAAUUCAACAACUUCCAACUUCAAAACCUCCACAACAAAUUCUACAGACGUUGUAUGCGAGGACAAUGAAUAUUCAGGCUCAGGGAAUGGCAUCAGGUUUAAAAACUGUCUCAAUUGUCUCCAGAAGAGCGAUGCUACAUGGAAAGAACAAAGUGAUGUGUAUUGGUUUCUGUACAACGUGCGAUAUGCGUUUGAUGUUUGCCUAUACUCUUACCCAGAUGCGGCAGACUCGGGUACUAUUAAUUCCCCUUGCAACAUUGAAAGCUCAUGCGGCUCUCUCGAGGAUGCUCUGACGGCAUCACUAUUGAAGACAACCCCCGAUAACCAGUUCGACUAUUGCGAAGCCGAAGAGUCAGUCAUCAAGAGUUCCAGUUACAACCAGUGUAUUGGCUGUCUGCAGUCAACAUCGAAUCAAAAGUAUCUGGCCAACUUUCUGGUGGCAUUGAAAGCUGGCUGUAUUCAAGAGCCUAAGAAAGGCGAUAUACUUGGCCUUAGUGGCACAAUUUUCACUCACACACUCAUUAACAUUACUGAUCCUAACACCAACGAAACUCUACCUGGUGACGAUGGUGCUCCUGUUGGCUCUAUGACCACUGGCACAAUCGUCGGUAUCGCUGUGGGAUGCGGCCUAGGCAUAGCUGGCAUGGUGUGGCUUAUCUUCAUGUACUGUCGACGAAGUCGACAACGCCGCGGUGCAGCAAUCAAGAUUGAAUCACCGCCUCCCGAUGCACCAAUGAAUGACCCUUCUAUGUACGGCAUUCACAAGUCUUCUUACUUCACUGACAAUGCUGGAUAUCCCGGGCGCUCGGCGCAGCCUCAUAACCAUGCUGGAAGCCACAUCCGCACAAUGUCUAACGCAGAGUAUUACGACAGUUUCGAACAAGAUGACAGCGGUAUCAAUGGCAAGGUCAGCUAUCACUAUGCACCGCACUCGAAGAGUAAUGGUCCCAAUGCUGCACUGCCUGCACACCCAGCCUACAUCCCUAGGGUCGUGAGCCGCCUUCCUGAUGCUAAGGCACCGAGUUCCGUCCGGCAUACCAUGAGAUCCAAUGUUCCCGAUUCAUAUGCUCUCCAGACAUAUCUCAGUGCUGCUGAGCCUGCAGGUACUGACACCCAGCGGAUCGCAGAGGUGGCAUCUCUGAGUACUUCGAGCUCGCGUGCUGCGAGCCGCAACCCUUCUCCUGUACCACAUCAUCCAACCACUAGACCACCAGCAUCAGCGGCGGCUCCAAUUCCUGUCCCUGAAGCCGCCAAAACCAAGCCAUCCUUCGCAUUCCCUUCUCUAUCAAAACUCAUCAUUCCCAAGAAGCAGGGGACCCCACAGCUAAAUCUGUUAUCAGCAACCCCUAUAUCGGCGAUCGAUAAUGAUCCAAGACAUGAGCUAAGGAUCUCCAGGCCGUUGGCUGUGUUGGAUCCAAGGUUUCAAGACCGACCGUUAGGAGGUGGUACAGUCCUAGCAACUGAGGUGCCGGCGGGGUUCAGUGACGACUAUCUCAAGAGGCGGGAAGCAAACAAGUCUCCCAUGUUAAGCGGCAACAGUCGCGUCUAUGGAUGAUGAUAAAUACUAUAUAUUCACAUAAAGAGUGUGCGUAUUUCAGUAAUUACGGUAUUACAGAAACUUUUGGUUUGGCUCAGGCUUGGAGUUAUUUGGUUGACACAUCCGGGCACGACGUGCCCUAGAUCGCUACGAUACAGAUGGUGGGCACAGGAGUUCUAUAGUGAUAAUUCUUUCAUUCAUCCUAUUGCAUACCCUGCAAGUGACAACAGAAAGUGGGCUUGUUUUAGCCCAGUCGCUGACCUGGGC
This is a messenger RNA of Fusarium odoratissimum NRRL 54006, 2227 nucleotides long. RefSeq lists its product as uncharacterized. NCBI's taxonomy places the organism in Eukaryota, Fungi, Ascomycota, Sordariomycetes, Hypocreales, Nectriaceae. The record is from RefSeq and is a predicted model, not a curated record. Bases 314 to 1978 code for a protein of 554 amino acids. The transcript has 3 exons.